This is a messenger RNA of Cadophora gregata, 2850 nucleotides long. RefSeq lists its product as uncharacterized. Gene Ontology annotation, molecular function: ATP binding; DNA ligase (ATP) activity; DNA binding. Gene Ontology annotation, cellular component: DNA ligase III-XRCC1 complex. The transcript has 5 exons. The record is from RefSeq and is a predicted model, not a curated record. Lineage: Eukaryota; Fungi; Ascomycota; Leotiomycetes; Helotiales; Ploettnerulaceae. Gene Ontology annotation, biological process: DNA recombination; DNA biosynthetic process; double-strand break repair via alternative nonhomologous end joining. Bases 1 to 2661 code for a protein of 886 amino acids.
AUGGCCCCUCCAACGAAGAAGCGCAAAGUCAACAGUGACCCCAAGUCCUCUCCUGCGAGCUCUCGAAACCUCGAUUUCUUCUUCGGCAAGCAGAAAGAGGCUCUACCACUUGAGAUGGGUCACAGUUCCCAUCAGAAUAACAAAAGUAAUUCAGGGCAGAGCGACGCAGCAGAGUUGACCGACGAACAAUUAGCUAGGAAGCUCCAGGCAGAAUGGGACGAAGAGGAAACCGCUGGGAAGGAUACUACAAAAGCUACGAAUGGAGACAGCGUAGGAGGAUUAUCCGGAAAUCUGCAAAGCGACAUAAUCGAGAGACGGGCUGAGCUCAAGACUGGCAAGAGCGAAGAAAUAUGCACAGGUCAAGCUCUUCUCGAAAGUAAGGCAGAAGCUGAUGACGGCCAUUCUCCCGAGAAACCAGCUUCACAUCCACUGCUGGCACCGAAAAGCAAUAACACCCUUUCUUUACAGUCGGCUGGGUCCGCCGAAGACAACAUUUCCUCCAAUAUACCAUUUGAUGAAAGCCCUCUAACGUUCGAUCCGUCAGAAUACGUUGCAGCGCUACAGGGUCAUUGGGCAGCAGAGGGAGGGGAUGCCUCAUAUGCACUGCUUACAAGAUGUUUUGUGCUGGUCAACAGUACGCAAAGUCGAAUCAAGAUUGUAGAUACCCUUGUGAAUCUGCUCCGGGUAAUCAUUGAGGGCGACCCUAGCAGUCUACUUCCUACUGUUUGGCUGAGUACCAAUGCUAUUUCACCACCCUACAUAUCACUUGAGCUUGGCUUAGGAGGAUCAGCUAUUUCAAAAGCCUUGAAGAACGUGUGUGGCCUAGACAACAGGUCCUUGAAAGCUCUUUAUGACAAAGUCGGCGAUGCAGGCGAUGUAGCUUUUGAAGCAAAGAAGCGGCAAAGCUUCACCCUUAGAAAGCCGAAGCCGCUCACGAUCAAAGGAGUUUAUCAAUCGCUUGUGAAGAUCGCCAAAACUCAGGGAACUGGAAGCGGUGAGAUCAAGCAAAGAGUGGUUGAUCGGCUGUUACAGGAUGCGAGAGGCGCUGAAGAGAGCCGGUAUGUUGUACGGACUCUUUGCCAACAUCUUCGUAUCGGUGCUGUCAAAACCACUAUGCUGAUUGCCCUUUCUCGAGCUAUACUCCUCUCUCGACCUCCAGGUGCCGAUUUCCCUCUGAGAUCGCCAAAAGAGCUAGCCAAACUCAAGAAAGAGGAAUUGGCAGAAGUGUGGUCGAAAGCAGAAGAAAUCGUAAAAGCAUGCUUCGCAAAACGACCAAAUUACAACGAUCUCAUUCCAGUGCUCUUGGAGAUCGGCGUUUGCGAGGAGCUACUCAUCAGAUGUGGACUCGCCUUGCAUAUCCCGCUGCGCCCUAUGUUAGGCAGUAUCACGAGAGAUCUCUCGGAGAUGCUGACCAAGCUGCAAGGUCGAGACUUCAGCUGCGAGUACAAGUACGAUGGUCAACGUGCACAGGUGCAUUGCGAUGCUCAAGGCAAGGUCUCGAUAUUUUCACGUCACCUCGAGCUUAUGACUGAUAAGUAUCCUGACCUGGUCGCUUUGAUCCCCAAGAUCCGUGGCGAAGGCGUGUCGAGCUUCAUCAUGGAAGGAGAAGUCGUGGCUGUUGAUCGAAACUCGGGCGAUCUAAAAACAUUUCAAACACUCGCCAAUCGUGCUCGCAAAGAUGUAGCCAUUGGGAGCGUCAAAGUUGAGGUGUGCUUAUUCUCUUUUGAUCUCAUGUAUCUAAAUGGGGAGUCAUUACUCGAUAGACCCUUUCGCGAACGACGAGAGCUCCUUCGAGGUCUGUUCACCGAAGUUCCAAACCAGUUCACGUGGGUGAAGAGUAUCGAUGCCACAUCUCAGGACUCUGAGACUGUACUCGGGUUUUUCAAGAGCGCCACCGAUAUCAAAUGCGAAGGCAUCAUGGUCAAGAUUCUCGACAACCUCCCAAAUUCUAAGACAGCAGAUGAAGAGGUCGACGGCGCAGAAAUCGCCGUGUCUGAGUCGCCAUUCAAACCCGCCAGAGGCAAAAAGAAAGCAGACAAGGAACCGACCGAAAAGAAAACCCGCCGCAAAGCUCUACUCGCCACCUACGAACCCGACAAACGUCUUGACUCUUGGCUGAAGGUCAAGAAAGAUUACAGCACAACAUUCGAUACACUAGAUCUCAUCCCAGUCGCUGGCUGGCACGGUCAGGGCCGAAAAUCGAAAUGGUGGUCACCUAUCCUGCUCGCUGUGCGGAAUGAGGAGACUGGCUCUUUAGAGGCGGUCUGCAAGUGCAUAUCUGGCUUCACAGAUGCAUUUUAUAAGGCCAAUAAAGAAUUUUAUGAUGAGGAUGGUGAGCACGUAUUAGGCGGGAAGCCAAGCUAUGUUGAUUAUGAGGGUGGGCAUCCAGAUGUGUGGUUCGAACCACAGGAAGUGUGGGAGAUGGCUUUUGCUGAUAUCACGAUCAGUCCUACCUACACCGCGGCGAUCGGCCUGGUAAGCGAUGAGAAAGGUCUGAGUUUGAGGUUCCCUCGGUUCCUCAAGAAGAGGGAGGAUAAAAGCAUCGACGAAGCAAGCACGAGUGAAUUCCUCGCUGGGCUGUGGAGAAAGCAGGAAGAGAAGGCUCCCGCUGCUGCAACAGAGGUACUCGAUAACGCCGGGGAGGAUCAAGACGACGUGUAGAUUCACAGGCGAUCGGUCACUUCGAGAACGAGCAAAGAGAUUCGUCUAUUCAUGUGUCUAACUCUCACAAGCCAAGCAAGCGACACAAUCAAACAGCCACAACUCCAGACACUAAAGGAAAUAAAACUGAGCCUAAAUCCAUAUCAAAGCCACUGGAAGCUUCAGCAAAGCUCCCGAACGAGAAGUCCG